AUGCAACAGAAGAAGAAGAAGAGAAAAAUGGACGAUAGAGGAAGCUCAUUUGUUGCUGUGAGAAGAAUUCCUCAAGGAGAAACCUGCCAUUCAGAUUCUGCUGAGGUUGUGGCAGGGUCAGCAGCAUGGCUUGGUCGAGGUCUGUCUUGUGUCUGUGUACAAAGAAGAGAUAGUGAUGCUUCUAACUCUUUCGAUUUAACCCUAGCCCAGGAGGAGUGCUUGCAGAGGCUACAAAGACGUAUAGAUGUUCCAUAUGAUAGUUCUAUAAUUGAACACCAGGAUGCCCUUAGGGCUUUGUGGAAUGCUGCAUUUCCUGAAGAAGAACUUCAUGGCUUGAUAUCUGAGCAAUGGAAGGAAAUGGGCUGGCAAGGGAAAGAUCCAUCAACAGAUUUUAGGGGUGGUGGUUUUAUAUCAUUGGAAAAUUUUCUUUUCUUCGCUAGGAAUUUUCCGAAAUCCUUCCAGGAUCUCUUAAGAAAGCAGGAAGGAGAUCGAUCAGUGUGGGAAUAUCCAUUUGCAGUUGCUGGUGUUAAUAUCACUUACAUGCUGAUACAAAUGCUGGAUCUUGAAGCGGUCAAGCCACGCAAUCUGGUUGGAGCAACAUUUCUAAAAUUUCUUGCAGAAAAUGAGUCAGCUUUUGAUCUUCUGUAUUGCAUAACUUUCAAGCUAAUGGAUCAUCAAUGGCUUUCUAUGCGGGCAUCAUACAUGGAUUUUAAUGCAGUGAUGAAAGCAACACGACGUCAGCUAGAGAAAGAGAUCCUCGUUGAAGACAUAACACGGCUUGAAGAUUUACCCUCAUACAAAUUACUUUCCCGAUAG
Messenger RNA from Sphenostylis stenocarpa, 816 nucleotides. Lineage: Eukaryota; Viridiplantae; Streptophyta; Magnoliopsida; Fabales; Fabaceae. The record is from the annotation of a GenBank genome assembly.